AUGGCUCACAAACUUGUCUUACCCAACACAGGCCCCACCACCCCUGGACGAGGCCCUUUGGUGACAGUGAGCCACACAGAAGUGCCUACUGUGACUCUGAGGGUCGACAUAAGCUCAGAGGGAACCUCCCAGAUCCCUGACCUUGCUGAGACCUCUGUGCCAAGCCAUAUCCCUUUGGAAACUCAAACCGUGGGCACCCAAACCUCUGAUAGGACCUUAAUCCCAGCCAGCACCAUCUCAGAAGCAGUGACCAGGGAAACCAAAACCAUAUUUCCUGCAACAGAGACCAGGGCUCUCACAAAAAUAACACCUUCCAAGUUCAUGGUUGUGAUCACCUCUUUUAUGGAGACAUCAGCCACAAGUGACAGCCCCUCAGGAACUGGAAUGACCACAGUUGAAACUAUUAUACGUAGUGAUCUCUCAGAAGCCUUCUUUGACACCCUUUGUACUGACGACGGCUCUGAAAAGACAAAGAGGAUCACAAUAGACACCUUGACACUGGCUCACACCUCUGCAGAAGCCAGGGCCCUGGCCUUGGAGAGUAACUCAGUUCCAGCCAUCAUCAUUUCACAAACCCUGUCACCUGACAUCACUUCUCCAUCUAAAGUCUUGGUUGCCAACGCCGACACCGACAUUGAGGUUAUCAGAUGUGGUGUUACAGAAAUUGAAACAAUUGCCAUCAACCCUAGGGCCUCAGACAUAGAUCACAGCCCCAUUGGAGGAAAGACUUUGUCCACCCCUGAUAUGUCAGCUUUGCCUGACUUCACUGAAGCAAAAUCAUACCUCACUGGGACCACAACCUCUUCUGAGACCUUGUCAACAGCCGGCACCACAGAAUUAGCCACACCUGAUACCACAGUUGAGACCUUACUCUCCACCAACAGCACCACAGAAAGAGAAACAUCAGCAGCCAAGGCCACCGCCUCCAGUGGAACUUUGGUGACAAUCAACAUGAACCCUUUGGAAGAAACUUCAGCCCUCUCUGUUGAGAUAACAAGGCACACCGAAGUCUCAGAAGCAGUUACAAUCUCCAUAGAGGCUGGGUCAACAGUGGGCCAAGCAACUUCCCCUGCUGGUUCCUCAGCUACAGUCUAUAGCCUCUCUGAAGUAGCCAACACCAAGAACUCCACCUCCUUAGAGAUUUCUACCACAAACAGCACAACCAGUGGGACUGUCCUCACUAGCAGGAGCGCUCUUUCAUCUAUCCAUCUGACCGUGGCCAACAACAGCCAAGAAACAGAGGUCAUCUUAGCCAAGAUGACAGCCUCAGCAAAGACCCCAAAGACAGCCAGCACAGCUGGAGGAAAGCCCCCAACAACCAUACUUACCACUGCUGGGACAACGUGGGCCGCAGAAACUACUGCAGGUGGGGAUGGAGGCUUCCUCCUCCUGCGGCUGAGUGUGGCCUCCCCAGAAGACCUCACUGACCCCAGAGUGGCAGAGAAGCUGAUGCGCCACCUACGCCAUGAGCUGCACUCCCUCGUGCCUCUCGUCCAAGUCUCCCUGCUGCGUGUCAAGAGGGAUUAAAGAACAUCAGCUGCAGGCAGGACCAUGUGCCGAAGGGGGGCAGUGCCCCUACAGUCUGGAACCCACCACAGACUGGAGGCACGUUACUACACCAAGAUGCGCCUAGAAGUUUCCCACAGAGGUCAGCUGGCUUGAUCCCUUAUCCCAGACAUGGCAGUGAGACCCUGGCUCACACAUGCCUGAGUGUAUGCAUGUGUGGGAAGGAGGGCUUCUGUUCCAGAGAUGUUCUUAGACCUCCCUUGGCACAUGUGUUGUGUUUCCGUAAAGAAUCACCCACUCACCCAUCUGUCAUCCACUGUGUGCUUCCAUACUACAUUAAAAACACACUCAG
Molecule: messenger RNA, 1858 nt
Organism: Pteropus alecto (black flying fox)
Lineage: Eukaryota; Metazoa; Chordata; Mammalia; Chiroptera; Pteropodidae
Gene: MUC20
Product: mucin 20, cell surface associated
Exons: 3
Coding region: 1-1527 (508 amino acids)
Biological process (GO): hepatocyte growth factor receptor signaling pathway
Source: RefSeq, a predicted model, not a curated record